Messenger RNA from Caenorhabditis remanei, 312 nucleotides. RefSeq lists its product as uncharacterized. NCBI's taxonomy places the organism in Eukaryota, Metazoa, Nematoda, Chromadorea, Rhabditida, Rhabditidae. Bases 1 to 312 code for a protein of 103 amino acids. The transcript is spliced from 2 exons. The record is from RefSeq and is a predicted model, not a curated record.
AUGAUGUUGGAAACCUUUCACGAUUCCUUGACCGGGAGUGUCCCAGAUGGGACACCAGUAGUCUUCGUUUCCCAUCGGAAGCGGCAACCAAUUCUUGGAAGGACUGUCAUUGAGAACUUUCCCGCAAUGGAUGCUCGAUUUUGGUAUCGUUCAUGUAAAAGAUGGCUAUCCGUUGAAGAAUACGUCUUUGUGAAUUACGGGUAUGAUCUUCGUUACCCCAAAGGAUACGUCUGCCGGCUCAUUCCAGCAGAAUACGAGGAAGCAGACUGCGAGGUCAAAGCGGAAAACCUCUUCCCACUGGAGGUAUCAUAA